CUUCACAUUGAUUUUUCUCCUGCAGGUUUCUCUGUGUCAAAGAGAAAAUCAUGGUUUGUUCUUCAGCAGUCCUGCUGAUAUCAUGUGUUGGUUACAUGCUUGACUUACCGGAGUGAUAGUCCCACCUGUGUUUGACAGGACACACUCUGAACCUUGACGAGCAGCUUGGUUUUGAGGUUUCUGACUCAGCUCAUUCAAAUGUGGCUGAUUGCUGUUUCUGUCCCGCUGCUCUCUGCCGUCAUCAUCAUUGUGGUAUCUGGCCGUUGUCGUGACAAGGUUUCCAUGCUGUGGCAUCGAGCUCUGGCCUGGGCACUGAGGUUGGUGCGAGGGAGAGUGUGUGUGAGGAGCACCCACGCCUUUGUGUUCUCAGAAUGCACCCACGGCAAAGUUGACAGUGUCCUGGAGACCUUUGACCUUUAUGCUGAAACACACCCCUCUUUAUGCAUUGGUCCAGAGACUGGCGAGGUGUUGGAUGAAGUGGUGAGGCGUGUCCGUCCCUCCCGGGUGUUGGAGCUGGGGAUGCACUGUGGCUACACUUCAGUCCGCCUGCUGCGCCUGCUGCCCCCUGCUGGCAGGCUGAUCACAGUGGAGCUGGACCCACUCACAGCAGAGCUAGGAGAGGAAAUCAUACUGGUGGCCGGCUUCAAACACUCUCAGUUCCAGGUGUUGACGUCUAGCUCAGCAGAGGCCAUACCAACAUUGCAUUCAUUUCUGGAGCCUGAUCAAAAGACCAGUGAAGGCUUCAACCUGGUGCUAAUGGACCACGAUCCCCAGCAGUACCUUCCAGACCUGCUGGCUCUGGAGAGAGAAGAGCUCCUCUGCCCCUCCGGCUGCUCCAUCCUUCUGAUCAGCAGGAAAACAAGAGCCGAAGACCUCAGAGAAAUCCUGGAUCACGUCAGACUGAGAGCAGACCGCUGCAGCAUCAAGACAGAGCUUCGGAGUGUGGUGGAAAUCUCCUACCAGAAGGAAAGCGGUAAUGUUGAAUGUGAUAACAAAAUCUAAACAUGUUGGUGUGUGAUUUUAGUUUGUGUUAACCAAUAGUAUUAAAUACUUCCAACCAAAACUAAACUACUUAUUUUUCUUA
Seriola dumerili (greater amberjack) is the source of this 1084-nucleotide messenger RNA. RefSeq names its product transmembrane O-methyltransferase-like. The transcript has 4 exons. The coding region runs from base 199 to 1002 and encodes 267 amino acids. Gene Ontology annotation, biological process: developmental process; dopamine metabolic process; catecholamine catabolic process. NCBI's taxonomy places the organism in Eukaryota, Metazoa, Chordata, Actinopteri, Carangiformes, Carangidae. The record is from RefSeq and is a predicted model, not a curated record. Gene Ontology annotation, molecular function: catechol O-methyltransferase activity.